Molecule: messenger RNA, 1122 nt
Organism: Linnemannia hyalina
Lineage: Eukaryota; Fungi; Mortierellomycota; Mortierellomycetes; Mortierellales; Mortierellaceae
Source: the annotation of a GenBank genome assembly
AUGAGCGAGCAGACCGGGAGCGUAGUCCUUGCAGAUGUCCUCGCAGAAUUCCAAUUAUUCGAGUCGACACAAAAGUACAGCUGUCCCAUCAAAACCGCGCGGCACCCAGGUCUCAAGGCUUAUAUCCAACAGAUUGUCCAUUCCCUUCGCGCCGAGCUUCUCAAGGACACAGUACAUAGGAUAAGUGUGGUGACAUUGAACUCGUCGACAAGGCCGGUGGACCGGUUUGUGUUUGAGAUGAGCGUACUGAAGUCGUUUGACGAUCGUCUUCGGGUCGUUCAACAACAGCCACCACAGCAACCACCGGCUGCCAUCCAUGCACUGGACAACUAUCAGUCAGAGCACGCUGAAGACGAGCCUGACCUCCGCCAGCAAGAUCAGGAUCAACAGUCAGAAACGACUGCACCGAGGUUAAACAAAGGCAAGGGCAAAGCUGUGGAAUACCAACGCCAUGAGAUGGAAGAGGAUGUCGAAGAUGAGGAUGUGGAUGGCGAUGGUGGGUUUGAGACGGGUCAGUACAACAGCUAUGGCGGCGAUCAUGAACAAGAACCUGAUCAGGAACAGGACGAGCAGGGACCCCAUGCUGCUGAAGGCGAGGAAGGAGAGGGAUACAACGAGGAGGAGUACGAAGAAGAAGAUUAUGACGAUGAUUAUGAGACACCCUCUGUGAGGGGAAUUCGGGCAGCUCAGGAUAAGCGAUCUGCUACAUCGAACACGGUAUCCUCGGCAGCGGGCCAAACUAUGGGUGAGAGUAGAGGCUAUGAGAAUCGUGUUGAUCGGGUUGGAGCAAGACAUCGACGCGAAACCCCUCACUUUGGCGCUCGAGUCGAUCUGACGACAGAUCUGGAGACUAUGCUGAGAGCCAUGCUUCUGAAAAUUAGUAUCUGCGAUGCCCACCUUGCUCCCUUAACAUCAGUCGAGAUGAAAAACAAGGGUUCGGGACCGGAAGCCAAGGCUGAUUUUCCAUGGUCGCCAAUCAGCCCAGCAUCUCACGAGGAGCAGCUCAAGGUAUCCGCCCUACCAGCUCAGCCAACUCUUCAGCAGAGGAAGAUCAUACCCGUUAAAACUGUCGAUGUCGCCGACAUCCAGCUGGAGCUGUAUCUCGAGAAGCUAAACGGCUGA